Molecule: messenger RNA, 730 nt
Organism: Saimiri boliviensis boliviensis (Bolivian squirrel monkey)
Lineage: Eukaryota; Metazoa; Chordata; Mammalia; Primates; Cebidae
Gene: C12H10orf105
Product: chromosome 12 C10orf105 homolog
Source: RefSeq, a predicted model, not a curated record
GCCAGGCUGACCGAGGGCUGCAGGGCACAGCAGAGCCCCGGCACGGCUGGGGUCACAGGCUCCUCGGGCCUCCCUUGCACAGCUGAGAAGACCUCUCUACGGAGCUCCGGAUGGCUGGGGGCUGGCUCUGAGGAGCCAUGAGCACAAAGGGCCCCAGCCUCGCCAGCUCCUCAGCCAUCAGCCCCCUCGCCUUUCUCUCAGCUCCCGUCACUCCCGGGACCCUUGCAGAGGCAAUCGGCCCCCUCCCCGUGCUCAUCGCCCUGGCCUGCAUCUUCCUCCUGCUGGCCACCUGUCUGCUGUUCAUGACACUCUGUAAGCCAGCAGCACUGGACCCGAGCUGCCGCAGGGCUCGUGAGUGCAUGCCCCACCACCCCGGGAGCCCCAGUGAGCCCCAGCUCCGGCUCUGGAAGCGCCUGGGCUCGCUGCGCCUCUCCCUGCACAGCUUCCGUCGUGGCCGGCCCUGCGCCCCUCAACAGCCCCUGCCAGGCCCCGGUGACAGCCACGGCGACUGUGACUGCACCGAAUCGACCAAGAUGUGACGGGUUGUCCACACGCAUGCCCCCACGACCCCCUAGGUCCUGCAGAGCCUCCCGCCUCAGACAGAGACUGGGGUUGCAGGCUGCAGGAAGACAGUGGCCCAAGCAGCCUGGGCCACCUCCCCCCAAGAAGCUCCCUGCAGGCCCAGGCCAGUGCCUUUUCCCAGAGAUGGUCCUCGGAAGAGCACCUUCCU